AUGCAAGCAAAACGGCAGCUAACGUGUGUGACUCGAGCCGGCGAGAUGACGGGCGCGUUACACGGCAGCCGGUUUCCUGGGGAUCGGGUCUGCUGCGAGAUGGGCCUUGGCGUGAGAUUGGCGCCUUCUCGGCAAGCCGAAUCUACCAAGCCGGGCGGAUCUUCAGCCCGGCUCCAUCUCGCUCGCCGUGCCGUCGGGAUUGCCUCCCGAAGCAGUAAGGAGGAAGUGCAGGAUGCUGUCAAGCACACGACGUUGGACCUCGAAAUGUGCGGCCGCGGUGCUCUCGCCGUGUAUCCGACAACGGCUGCCUGCGAUUGGGACAGCACCCUUCGUGACGGCAGCACAGCGUCUACCAUGAUCGCCCACGCAAGUCAUCAGCCACGUAACCGUAGCACUGCCAGCCAUUUCGCCAGUAGUUACACCAUUCGAGGAGUCGCCCCAUCUCCGCAUAAGCCUGAUGCCUCGCCAAGGCGUACACGCUGCCCCUCAACACCAAAACAUGCGAUCCUAUCGGGCUGA
Molecule: messenger RNA, 519 nt
Organism: Mytilinidion resinicola
Lineage: Eukaryota; Fungi; Ascomycota; Dothideomycetes; Mytilinidiales; Mytilinidiaceae
Exons: 1
Coding region: 1-519 (172 amino acids)
Source: RefSeq, a predicted model, not a curated record